ACUGGAUGAGGCGCACAGCCGGCUGACACUCGCUCGAGGCCGCUGCCAGGUCGAUCUGCGGCCGCGGUCAGGAGCACCCGGUUCAGGAGCGCUCAGGCCGGUGCGUGGCGAAACGCGCCCUGGGCUCCGGAUCCCGCAAGCGGCUCACUCAGCGCGCUGAACUGGGGUACAGGCAGAGGACUUCCUCUGUCUUCUGACCAGAAUUGAACUUGCUCUGAAUCUGCCUGUCAGUCUCUCUGGCUUCUGAUAGCAUUUGAAGAACUUCCUGUCUUCUCAUGCCUCCUCAGCACUCAGCCAAAGUGGGAUGAAGACUUUGAAACACCAGUAGACUGCACAUACUAGUGUUCUCAUCCUCUACAUGCCAUUCAUGAGAAAGACAAUACAAGGCUCUACAGCAUAAAGCUCAUGUCCCUGUUGCUUUAAAUCACUCAGUCCCAGAAAGUUAAGCUGAAACUUCUCAGCUUCCAAGAUGGCACCACACAAACUGCAUGCACUUUUAUACCUCUGCAGCUGCCUUGCACUGGUUUAUCCUUUUGACCGGCAAGACCUAAAUCCUGUCGCCCAUUUGAAGUCAUCAGUAUGGUUAAAUAAAGUACAGGCUCUGAUGAAUGCUUCAAACUGUGGCCAAACUAAGAUCCCCCGAGGGAAUGGACCCUUUUCUGUCGGUUGUACAGACUUGAUGUCUAACUACACUAAAAAGAGCACCUUCUUACGUUUGUAUUAUCCAGCCAAAGGUGAUAAUCGCUCUGACACCGUUUGGAUACCAAACAAAGAAUAUUUUCUUGGUCUUAGUAAAUUUCUUGGAAUCCAGAGGUUUAUGGGCAAAAUUUUGCAAUUUUUCUUUGGUUCAACCAACAUUCCUGCAAGCUGGAACUCCCCUCUGAGGACUGGUGAAAAAUACCCACUUAUUAUUUUUUCUCAUGGCCUUGGAGCAUUCAGGACAAUUUAUUCUGCUAUUGGCAUGGAACUGGCAUCUCAAGGGUUUAUAGUUGCUGCUGUAGAACACAGAGAUGAAUCUGCAUCUGCAACUUACUAUUUCCAGGACCAGUGUGCUGCAGAAAUAGCAAACCAAUCUUGGAUCUAUUUUAAAAUCAUAAAACAAGGAGAAAGGGAGCAAUAUCAACGAAAUGAGCAGGUACGGCAAAGAGCAAAGGAGUGUUCCCAGGCUCUCAAUUUGAUUCUUGACAUUGAUUCUGGGAAACCAGAGAAGAAUGUAUUAGAUUUAGACUUUGAUUUGAAACAACUGGAGGGCUCUAUCGAUAGGAAUAAAAUAGCCAUUAUUGGACAUUCUUUUGGUGGAGCCACAGUUCUUCAGGCUCUGAGUGAAGACCAGCGAUUCAGAUGUGGUAUUGCCCUGGAUGCAUGGAUGUUCCCACUGGGAGAUGAAGUAUACUCCAGAAUUCCUCAGCCUCUCUUUUUUAUCAACUCUGAACGGUUCCAAUACCCUGACAAUAUUGAAAAAAUGAAAAAAUGCUACUUACCUGAUAGAGAGAGAAAAAUGAUUACAAUCCUGGGUUCAGUCCAUCAGAAUUUUGCUGACUUCACUUUUGCAACUGGCAAAGUCAUUGGAUACAUGUUCACGUUGAAAGGAGAAAUAGAUUCAAAUGUAGCUCUGAACCUUAGCAACAGAGCUUCAUUAGCAUUUUUACAAAAGCAUUUAGGACUUCAGAAAGAUUUUGACCAGUGGGACACCUUGGUUGAAGGGAAAGAUGAAAAUCUUAUUCCAGGCACCAACAUUGUCACAUCCAGCCAAAAUGCCUGUCUUUCGAAUGCUACAGGAGUUAAUAGCACAUAGAUUACAAAAGCUUUUUAAAAAAAAAAAAUUUUUGUUCUAAAAUUAAGAGGUGUGUGAUUUUGAUGUGUUUUCUAAAAAGAAAAACCUCAUAUAAAAAAUGUAGGCUAUCUGAUAAUACAGAUUGAAACAUGGAAUGUUUCCCCUUUUAAUGUAAACAAUUUUGUCUAUAAAAAUCAUGCUAGCCUAAACAGUAAUGGUAUAAUGCUUCUUUUUCAGUGUCAUUAUUAAAAAUUGUGUUUGCAUAACCCAAUGGACUAAUCUCUUAAAAUCGGUACAGGGCAAUGAAACAUGUUGCAAUAACAUACCCUAAAAUUAUAAUAAAAUCUAUUUCUUGCCUUUGUUUUCUCUA
This is a messenger RNA of Condylura cristata (star-nosed mole), 2144 nucleotides long. It is a transcript of the gene PLA2G7, whose product is annotated as phospholipase A2, group VII (platelet-activating factor acetylhydrolase, plasma). Bases 470 to 1795 code for a protein of 441 amino acids. Gene Ontology annotation, molecular function: 1-alkyl-2-acetylglycerophosphocholine esterase activity. The transcript is spliced from 13 exons. Lineage: Eukaryota; Metazoa; Chordata; Mammalia; Eulipotyphla; Talpidae. The record is from RefSeq and is a predicted model, not a curated record.